GUUUGGAGAGGUGGGCGAUGGCCCAAAGUUCACGCGUCAAGUGCCUUGAAAAGCCCGCAGAGGGCCCGCGCGCGCACGCGGAGAGCUCGGUCCUGACUCGUGGACGCCACCAGCAUCACUGUAGGGUGCUCGGAGCAUCCUCGUCCCCUGUCCUCACUCAGCCUUCUGACCUUCGGCCUUUUCCCUUGCCCUGUGGUCAGCCGUGGCUCACAGCCUGCUGGCGUCAGUUCCACUUGCCUACCUCAGCACUAGAGCCGCAGUCUGGGCCUCAGUUUCUCCACCUGCAAAGCAGCGGUGAAACAGCUGCUGAGGGAAUGAAUGCGCUGUUGAAGGUGCAGCCCCCAGGACGCGGCCUGGGGUAGUGUCUGCACGCAUUGAAGCCGUGGGCUCUCCAACAAGCUGCUUCGCCUCUCUGUGCCUCUUCGCGGCUUAGAAUUGUCCUGUAUUGUUUGCAGCCCACAACAGGGCACAGAGCUGCAGUUGAAGUCGUUGUUGGACCAUCUUUGGAAACCUCUUACCACAGCCCGCACAGCCAUGGACAACUCCAGCGAACAGGAACUCCAGCAGCCCUUACUGCCAAGCCCGGCCUCUGACCUCCUGGCUCCCAAAUCUGGCACACCAGAGCUGGGACCCCCCUUCCCAGGAGCAGCCUUUUCAGAGUCCCCGAGAGGCUGGCAGUUCCUCCUCCCACCUCUUUCUUCAGUGAGCGCUGGCCUGGGGGAACCUGAGAGCCCUGAUCUUGAGGACACAUCAUCCAGUGACAGUGACUCAGACUAUGACCAGGACGACCGCCUCUCCCCAGUCCUUCCCCAUGACCACCUCGGCCUGGCUGUCUUCUCUGUGCUGUGUUGUUUUUGGCCUGUGGGCAUCGCUGCCUUCUGUCUGGCCCACAAGACCAACAAGGCUUGGGCCAAGGGGGACGUCCAAGGGGCAGGGGCCGCCUCCCGCCGUGCCUUCCUGCUGGGGGUCCUUGCCGUGGGGCUGGGCCUGUGUACGUAUGCGGCUGCCCUGGUGACCUUGGCUGCCUACCUUGCCUCCCGAGACCCGCCCUAGUUGCCCUCCGGCCCCCACUGUGAAUGCAGAGGCCACAGCUCCAGCAACCCCGUGAGCAGAAUGAUCUUGAUGCCGAUGGUGGUGACUGCGAGGACCACAUCAUCCAGAACCGCAUCAGCUGGAGGCCCCCUCCCUUUCCUGGUCACCCCCACCCAGAAGGAAGCAAUUUAAGAAAUUAAAGAUACUGAGAGGCCAAA
Molecule: messenger RNA, 1250 nt
Organism: Psammomys obesus (fat sand rat)
Lineage: Eukaryota; Metazoa; Chordata; Mammalia; Rodentia; Muridae
Gene: Tmem91
Product: transmembrane protein 91
Exons: 4
Coding region: 535-1053 (172 amino acids)
Cellular component (GO): membrane; intracellular membrane-bounded organelle
Source: RefSeq, a predicted model, not a curated record